GUCAAAUUCAGUCGAAAGGAUCUCUGUCAUUCUCAAUUCGACAUUUCCAGCAUGAAGGCAUUCACGGCGCUCAUCGCGCUUGCGUUGAUCGUGUAUGAAGGAGGCCGAGUCCGAGGAGACCCCGCGGCUGCUGCCGCAGCAGCGGCGGCAAACUUUGAAGGCAAGAUGGCGGACCAAGCGAAAAACCUGCACAAGUUCAUGCCCAACCCCACCGGUCCUGGUUUCCGCGACAAGGGCAUGACAGGGGAAGCAGAGUUUACGCAAAUGGAUCGGUUUGGCAUUCCAGAUCUGAACAACCCCACAGCGCACGAGCUUACGGAUCUCAACUUUGACAAGGCGAUCGAAGGGGAGCAAUACGUCGCGGUGCUGUUCUACUCGCCCACCAUGGACGAGUAUGACUAUUACGCCCUGCAUUGGGAGAAGGCAAGCAUGGAAUUGGCCGAAAACAUCAAGGCGUUCACGACGGCCAAAAUCAGCAUGGCUCGCCUCGACAUCUCAGAGCCCGAGCACCAAGACAUCGCGUUGACGUACGGCAUCUCGCUGUCGACGCCAGACAUGCGACUCUUCUUCAACAGCACUCACCUCACGGCCAUCACGAGCCCCGUGUCGCAUCAGGACAUUCGGCAGUUCAUCAUCGCACAAACGAUUCCUUCCGUCACACAACUGGUGUCGGACCUCGAGCUCAAAAAGUGGAAGCGUCGAAAGGUGUUCAACCAGGCCAACCUUAAAUUCCUCGCGCAUGCAUCCAACGACGACCCCGACGCGCUCUCGACCUUCAAAUCGGUCGCGUCGGACCUCAAGGCCAAAGUGCAGUUCGCGUACGUGACGGACCUGGCGCUGUUCCGGUCGCCGUCGGGCGUGGACAUCCCCGACGCCGCCGCCAACAGCAUCUACCUCCUUCGCGACUUUGCCACGCCCAAGAUCAUACCCUUCCCCACCCACGAUCGUCCGUUCAGCUUGGACUCGGUCGUGUCGUUUAUCGAUGGCCACAACACGCCGUGGCUGACCAACUUGGCCGACAAGGACGAGCACACCGUGCGUCUGUUCCUUGAGCACAAGAAACCAUUCCGCGCUCUGGCGUUCUUCAAGACAAACGCCAUGCUCGUGGCAGCGACGCCGGCGCUAGAAGCGUUGGCUCGCGACUUCCACGACGACGUCCUCGUCGCGUACACGGUGGAGGACCCGGAGGACGCGACCAACUUUGACUACCAGUUCUGGGACGUGCCAAGCGACAAGCCGGCGCUUCUGGUGGUGCACAUGAAGCGCGACCGCAAGUUUCUGCUCUCAACCGAUACGGCGCACGACCUGACCAAUAUGCGCACGUUCGUGGCGGACGUGCUCGCCAAGCGCGCGACGGCCGAGCUCAAAUCGCAGACGCCGCCGACGCCCAACACUGGACUGGUGCGGGUAGUUGUGACCAAUACAUGGGAGGACGAGGUGAAAGCGAAUGACAAGCAAGAUGUGCUGGUGCUGUUGACGAAAGGACCGAGUCAUCCGCCGUCCCGGUGGAUGCUGCGGCACAUGGAACGGUUCGCCAAGGUAUGGCGACGCGAUCCGCGGCUCUUGGUGGCCACGAUGGACAUGACCAAGAACGACUUGAUGGAAUUGGAGGACGAGGCAUGGACGGCCCUGCCGAAACUGUACUUUGUGCCCCGAACGCACACAGGUGCAAGUCCGUUCGACAUCGAAUUACACGCGGCGUAUCCGACGAUGGAAAUGCUCAUGGAGUUUGUGAGGACGCACCAGAGCCACGAGUUGGUCGUGGACGAAAAGGUGUGGACGCGGCUGCAUGCUGAAGACAAGGAAGCGCUGGCCAGUCACAAGGCCAAGAUGGCCAACGGCGACGAUGUCCACGCACCUGACGAUAUUUUGAAAGAGUUGGAAAUGGAACUGAAAAAGGCACAAGGGAAGGAGGAGGCGGACGUCCGCGAUGAAUUGUAACCACUGAAUGAAUACAUCGUUUUGGAAUGGGGUGA
Aphanomyces astaci is the source of this 1976-nucleotide messenger RNA. RefSeq lists its product as hypothetical. Bases 52 to 1941 code for a protein of 629 amino acids. Gene Ontology annotation, molecular function: protein disulfide isomerase activity. NCBI's taxonomy places the organism in Eukaryota, Oomycota, Saprolegniomycetes, Saprolegniales, Verrucalvaceae. The transcript has a single exon. Gene Ontology annotation, biological process: protein folding; response to endoplasmic reticulum stress. The record is from RefSeq and is a predicted model, not a curated record. Gene Ontology annotation, cellular component: endoplasmic reticulum.